Messenger RNA from Ascoidea rubescens DSM 1968, 2163 nucleotides. RefSeq names its product Aep3p (gene AEP3). The transcript has a single exon. Gene Ontology annotation, molecular function: protein binding. The coding region runs from base 1 to 2163 and encodes 720 amino acids. Lineage: Eukaryota; Fungi; Ascomycota; Saccharomycetes; Ascoideales; Ascoideaceae. The record is from RefSeq and is a predicted model, not a curated record.
AUGAUUAAAGCUGCUUCUCGGAGCUGUUGCAAGGUUAGAUUAAGAACGUGUUUCUCUGCCAUAAACAAGCCCUUGUUACACUUCAACAAUCUCUCUGGUUCUCGAAAUCUCUCUGCACAAGAUAAAUCGCUGAACUGUUUGGCUUCGAAAAUAAUCGAAGAAUCGAAAGCUAAUCAAACGAAAAAUGACCAUAGUUUUGACAAUGCUGAACAGAAUAAACAGAACAAACAGAGUAAACAGAAUGAUAUUGAUACAGAUUCGGGGAUUGAUGUUGAUUUAUUUGAAACUAGUCUUCAAAAGAUAGAUAUUGAUGAUACAGAGCAAAUUAAUGAGGUUAAAAAUAAUAAACAAGCAAACAUUAAAAAGACCCUGAUUGAUUCAAAAGAUCCGGUGAAUCAUCACAAACAAAAGAAAAUGAAGGAUAUUAAUAAUGAGAAAGAAAACCCAGCGAAUGAAAUCAAAAAGAGCAUUGAUGAUAGUACAACUCUAUCGAACAAAGAUAAUAAGAAAAAAGAUAGUAAAUCUGAAGAGCAAAUUAUUGUGCGGGGUGAGCCUUUGGAAGAUUAUACUCGAAAUUGUGCUUAUUUUGUGAAGAUGAUAAAUUGUUUGAAAAGAUUACUUUUAAUCAGGGAGAUAAACAAUCGGAAUGAACAAGAAAAUAUUGGUUUAGAAUCAGAUUCAGAUAUAAAUUAUGAAAACCAAUUGACAGGUUUAAACCCUAAAAAACAUACUAUAUAUCGAGACUCUUAUUCUAAGAUACCAGUUUUAUCGAGUAAUCCAGAACAUUUAAACACAGACGUAUUUGAGAAUUACGUUUAUUUGUUAACUUAUAAGAAUUAUCAUUAUAAAAGUGUAAUAGAAUCCAAUGGGAUAAUUACCGAAAUACUCAAUGAUCUUUUCAAGCCCAAUGAUCCUUUGUAUACUAAACUCCGGACUAUAGAUUCAUAUAAUGAUGCAAUAUAUUUUUUUUUUAAAGUAAAAAGAUGGCAGGCAAUAAAUAGGCUUUAUAAACAGCUUAUAAUGGAAAAUUUGGCACCAAAUACAAAAACGAUCAAUUUAUUGCUUCUAAGUUUAUCGCAAUUUUCAACAGAGCUUGAUAAAAAAAUGGCCUAUUUUAGAUUGAAUAAAAUUUUGUCUCGAAUGGAGGAUUUUAAUAUAAGACCCGAUAUAACAACGUUUUCAACAAUUUAUAAGAUACUACCCACUAAAUACUGGAGAGUAUUAUAUUUAAGAUAUAUUACAAACAAGUUUAAUGUCAAGGUUAAUUCCAAGUUUUUUCGGAUAAUAAUGAAAGAUUAUUGUGAGAAAAAUUUAAUAACUAGAGAAUUUUUUGAGUAUCUCGUAUUGAAUAAAAACCUUUGUGACGAAGCUACAAUAAGAUUGAUAUUGGAAACCAUAUUGGAUAAAAAUAUUAAAGUUGAUCCAAAUCUCAAACUCAAUGCAGCAUGGGUAUUAUUUAAAAAAAUGAUUUAUCAAAAUGAAAUAUACUUGAACAAUGAGAAAAAUUAUUUAAGAGCUGUUUUAAACUGUUUUUUACAGCAUAUCGCGACAUAUGAACGAUUGGAUUUGUGCUUUGAGAUUUAUAACACAUUUACAAUAAAUCUUAAAGUGAGGCCAAACUCAGAAACAUUUGGUCAUUUAAUAAGAGGAGCCACUAAAGCUGGUUUCUAUAAAAAUUGGAUUCCAGUUUUCAGAAUCAUAUAUAAAGAUAUGGUUGGCGUUAUUGGUUCUGGUAAUUGUCCACAAGCAGAUUAUUGGAUCAAGAGAGCGCAAUCAAGGGCUUUAAUCGAUAAAACGCAUGGAAAACCAUUAGAUUUGACUGAGCCUUUAAGUGUGAAGGAAAUUGAGCUAAGAGACAAAUUGAGAAAAGAAUUGAUAUGGCCAAAAGUAGGGCUUUAUUGUUUACAGAAUAACAAGACCAAUGACAACCCCUUUACCUCCGAAUGGGCGAAUUGGAGAAAUAUCAGAGUUUGUCCCAUAUUUGGAAAUAAAAUAAAUAAUAAAAACUUGGUUAUAAAUACAGACCAGACCCAGAUGCAACGAAGAACGCACUUCAACAAUUUAAAGCACAUUGACAUAACCCAGAUGAUCCAAGACAGAAUGAAAAUUCACAAAGCUGGGUAUGAAUCCUUUGUGGAAUCCCAAAAUAUCUUGAAAAAAUAA